ACAGAAUGAAUGAAGAAGGAGAAACGGACACUCUACAGACUCCAGAUAAUCAUCAAGCAAAUCUGAAAUCAGAUUCUGGAGAACUGAGGAGGAGAGGGAGAUAGAGGAAAAUGUUUAGAGUUUUGGGGAAGAGAGGAGCUUCAGUUUCAGCUUUGGUUUCGUCGUCUCUGAGUUUGAACUCAGCUGCUUCAUAUGGAGGAGCCAAUCCAAUAAGGUACUUCUCCGUCGGGGUCCUUCCGGACGGUAUCGAUCGGAAUUCCGAUGCGGUUGUAACGAACUCGACGCUUAUGGAAGGUUUACUGUCUCAGCUCCAAUCCCACAUCAGCAAGGUUCUUGCGGGAGGAGGGGCUGAAGCUGUGAAGAGGAACAGGAGUAGGAAUAAGCUUCUCCCUCGAGAAAGGAUUGAUCGCCUUCUUGACCCUGGCUCUUCCUUCCUUGAGCUUUCCCAGCUUGCAGGGCAUGAACUUUAUGGAGACUCCUUACCAUCUGGUGGAAUAAUAACUGGAAUUGGUCCCAUUCAUGGACGGCUUUGCAUGUUUGUGGCAAAUGAUCCUACCGUUAAGGGAGGAACUUACUAUCCCAUCACUGUAAAGAAACAUCUCAGGGCACAAGAGAUUGCAGCUCAAUGUAGAUUGCCAUGUGUAUAUCUUGUUGAUAGUGGAGGUGCUUUUCUUCCAAAGCAGGCUGAGGUCUUCCCAGAUAGGGAUAAUUUUGGUAGAAUUUUCUACAAUCAAGCCACAAUGUCUGCUGAAGAUGAACUUCAUGCUCUUGCACUUGGGAGGAACAUUAUCAAGAACUUACACUUGGCUGGAAAACAAGGAAUGCUCAAUGCUUUACCAAGUAUAAACCUUGAAUAUAAAGAGCCAUUAUAUGACGCAAAGGAACUUCGUUCAAUUGCUCCAGUGGACCACAAGCAGCAAUUUGAUAUCAGAUCUGUUAUUGCUCGAAUUGUUGAUGGAAGUGAGUUUGAUGAAUUCAAGAAAUUGUAUGGAACUACACUUGUAACCGGUUUUGCCAGAAUUUUUGGACAACCUGUGGGGAUCCUUGGAAAUAAUGGCAUAUUAUUUAAUGAAUCUGCACUUAAAGGGGCCCAUUUCAUUGAACUGUGCACACAGCGUAAUAUUCCUCUGGUCUUCCUGCAAAACAUCACAGGAUUUAUGGUUGGCUCAAGAUCUGAGGCAAAUGGUAUUGCAAAAUCGGGAGCAAAAAUGGUUAUGGCAGUAUCAUGUGCCAAGGUUCCAAAGGUGACCAUCUUAGUUGGUGGGAGCUUUGGUGCUGGGAAUUACGCAAUGUGUGGUCGUGCAUAUAGCCCCAAUUUCAUGUUCCUUUGGCCUAAUGCGAGAAUAUCUGUGAUGGGUGGUGCUCAGGCUGCUGGUGUGCUAUCUCAAAUUGAAGGAGCCAACAAGAAAAAGCAAGGAAUUAAGUGGACAAAAGAAGAAGAGAACAACUUCAAAUCAAAGGUUGUAGAGGCAUACGAGAGAGAGGGAAAUCCUUAUUACUCCACAGCAAGGCUCUGGGACGAUGGAAUCAUUGAUCCGGCUGACACCAGGAAAGUUAUAGGUCUCUGCAUUUCAGCUUCCAUCAACCGUCCUGUGGAGGAUACUAAAUAUGGUGUAUUUAGGAUGUAAGUAAGAUGAUUCCAACCUCCUACAACUACAAGGAGAAGAAAUAACGUAAUGACAAUCUGUUUCACACCCCAUUGCAGUAAAAUGCAUGCUGCUCAUUAAUCAUAAAACAUGUUUCCUACA
This is a messenger RNA of Rubroshorea leprosula, 1748 nucleotides long. The record is from the annotation of a GenBank genome assembly. Lineage: Eukaryota; Viridiplantae; Streptophyta; Magnoliopsida; Malvales; Dipterocarpaceae.